AUGUCCAAUCCUCCCAUUCUGAUCAUCGGUGCAGGCAUCAGCGGCCUUGUAUUGGCUCAGUACCUUCGGCGCCAUAAUGUUGAGUUCAGGAUCUUCGAGCGCGACUCCGCAGUCGAUGCCCGCAGUGGUGGAUGGGGUCUGACUCUGCAUUGGUCACUCCCUGCCCUGCGUGAACUGCUGCCAGAGGACAUUGUUGAGCGGUUCCCAGAAACUUUUGUCAAUAAAGAAGCUUCGGCCAAGGGCGAUGUCGGUCGUUUUCAAUUUUUUAACCUCAAGUCGGGAGAUGCACUAUACAAUGUGCCUGCCGUGGAGCGUAUUCGCUGGAAUAAAAGCCUUCAAAAUAUCGAGUCUACAGCCAAUGAAACCACCGCGCACUUUCAGGAUGGCACAAAAUACCCCGGACGGCUGCUGGUCGCAUGCGAUGGUUCACGCUCGCGUACCCGCGAGAUCCUCUACCCAGACGCACAGAUGAACCAGUUACCAGUUCAGCUUCUGGGUGCAUCGAUACUGUACAGCCCGGAGGAGAUGGGCGGCGCCGAGUCAAUCGACCCUUUCAUCUUCCAGGGCUCGCAUCCUGACUCAAACGUGUUCCUCUUCUUCAGUUUUCUGGAUACCCCGCACAACUUUGAGGAUAGUAGCAAGGACCGUUACCACUGUCAAAUCAUUAUCUCCUGGGCGGACUCACAGGGCAUCCCAGUCCCAGACUCAAACGCCGACCGUAUCGCACUGAUGAAGAAGUUGACCGAUAAUUGGUCGGAGCCAUUUCGCUCGUUGGUACACAAACUUGGCCAGGGCGUGGAAGUGCGCUCGAUUCGCAUCGAAGACUGGAUGUUCCGCCUGGGCAGGGCGCAUGCGCAUCCCCGGGUAGUGUUGAUGGGGGAUUCGGCUCACACAAUGACUAUGUUCCGCGGAGAAGGCGCCAACAAUGCGAUCGUCGAUGUGUUGGAUCUCGUGAAGCGUGUCGAUAUGCACAAGCCAGGGUCCUUCGAUACCGAAGCCUUGAAAUCCUCCCUCGCAGCCUACGAGAAUGAUGUCUUCACACGAGCAGAGCCAAGCUUCCUCAACUCUAGACAGGCAUGUCUCGAUGCUCAUGACUUUUCUAAAAUUGAAGGAAGUCCGCUAGUUGGGUCACGAGAUUUGAGGAAAUCGGGCUGA
Molecule: messenger RNA, 1155 nt
Organism: Penicillium robsamsonii
Lineage: Eukaryota; Fungi; Ascomycota; Eurotiomycetes; Eurotiales; Aspergillaceae
Product: FAD-dependent oxidoreductase
Exons: 5
Coding region: 1-1155 (384 amino acids)
Molecular function (GO): FAD binding
Source: RefSeq, a predicted model, not a curated record